AUGGCGCGCGGCAUCGCGGGACAGGACGCGGCGUGCCCGAAUGGGGAGAGGGGGCAGCCGGGGGCAGCUUUCCCUGCCCUCCUGCCCACACCUGCCGGGCCCCCAGCAGCAAGCGGGGCUGCUGGGGUGCGGGCAGCGUCCCACCACCCUGCUACCUACUGCCUGGCCCGAGGGAAGGCCCACACCCACCCCCCCCGGCUUUAUUUUGGCUGCUUUCCCUGCCCAGCUGGACCUGCCCUAUGCCCCGUGUUCUGCUGCAGGGAGAAUGUGCUGAAGAACCUGGAUGACAAGGCUUUUGACAAACCCAUCUGCGAGGCCCUCUUAAACCAGAAGUUUUUCAAUGGAAUUGGGAAUUACCUCCGCGCUGAGAUCCUGUAUAGGUUGAAGAUCCCUCCCUUUGAAAAGGCUCGGACCGUGCUGGAGGCCCUGAAGGAUCAGGAGCAGGCGAGGAGGAAGAAGAAUCCUUCCCUGACGCUGAGCAAGAAGCUGAAGCUGAUGCGGGACAACCCAGAUCUCCUGGAGCUGUGCCACACUGUGCCCAUGGAGGUCAUCGCAACGGAGAAAAACCUCUUCGACCCAGACCACUCUGAUAACUAUGCUGCUUUCAAGAACUGGCUGCAGUGUUACUUAGUGCCUGGCAUGAACUCCCUGCGUGACCGCAACGGCAGGACCAUAUGGUUCCAGGGAGAGCCUGGCCCCAUGGCUCCCAAAGGGCAGACAUCCCGCAAGAAGCACACUCAGCUGAAGGCAGAUCCCAAGGCUCUGACCCCCGAGGUCACCACACGUGCCUCAAAACGGCACCCCAGGGCUGCAGCAAAAUCCCUGAAGUCAAAGACAGCCAAGGAGGAGGAAUUGGCUGAUGGGCCGAGGAAGGGACGUGCUCGUGGUAGAAGGAAAACGACCUCUGCUCCAGCCUUGUCUGAGCCUGAGGUGCCGGUCAAAGCCAAAAGAAGCCAUCAGAUGUCUACGCGCAGGAGCAGAGGUGCAGCCCCUGCUGUGUGAGUGCCACAGGCUGCCCUCCUCCCCAGGGGCAUUUUUACAGCCGCAGGAGGAGCUCAGGGAGGGCCUGGCCAGGGCCUGGGUUAGUGCUGGGGAGAAAUGGGGCUGCUCUGUACCUGUGCUCAUGCCCACUUGCUACCCCUGCAUCCUGCCAGCUGGGCUUGGUGAUGGGGCUGAUUUAUCCCACAUCCUCCUGCUGUCUCCAGGCAUUUGAGGGAGAUAAGGGCCACAGACCGCACACUGUGCUGGACUCAGACCUUUCCCGCUGCCUGAAAGUGGAUUCCCUCUUCCUUCCCUUCUUCCCUUUCUGGCUGCUGCCUGCAUCACUGUUUUUAGCUGACUAAUAAAGUAUUUUGUG
Molecule: messenger RNA, 1357 nt
Organism: Egretta garzetta (little egret)
Lineage: Eukaryota; Metazoa; Chordata; Aves; Pelecaniformes; Ardeidae
Gene: NEIL1
Product: nei like DNA glycosylase 1
Exons: 9
Coding region: 1-1002 (333 amino acids)
Biological process (GO): base-excision repair
Cellular component (GO): nucleus
Molecular function (GO): nucleic acid binding; DNA N-glycosylase activity; DNA-(apurinic or apyrimidinic site) endonuclease activity
Source: RefSeq, a predicted model, not a curated record